Aplysia californica (California sea hare) is the source of this 2361-nucleotide messenger RNA. RefSeq names its product hemicentin-2. Gene Ontology annotation, biological process: synapse organization; homophilic cell-cell adhesion. The record is from RefSeq and is a predicted model, not a curated record. Gene Ontology annotation, cellular component: axon; neuronal cell body; plasma membrane. Gene Ontology annotation, molecular function: axon guidance receptor activity. NCBI's taxonomy places the organism in Eukaryota, Metazoa, Mollusca, Gastropoda, Aplysiida, Aplysiidae.
CAGUUGUACUCCUGAACGCAGCUCUCCUGAGCUCCACCGGCGCCGUAGGUCCUUGGUGUUUCGACUGCAAGGACGCCUUCCACCCAGCCAUCUGCCAGGACGUGGUGCAAUGUGGGGAGCACGAGUCAUGCGUCACGGAGAAAAGGUUGAGCAAUAAUGGCGGAGAGUUGUACAGCUCUGGCUGCAAGGCAACAGCUGACUGCAACAACGCCACGGUUGCUGUAAGGGCAAAUCCCCCACCGCUGUGCUCCCAAUGCUGCACGGGGACCCUAUGUAACGAAGGCGGGUGUGGGGCUCCACAGAUCAGAGACCAUGGAAGACUCUUCUGUCUUAAGUGCGGUUUCGUCAAGAAGGCGAGAGACUGCGACCAAGUAGACAUGUGCUCGGUCGACGAAGUCUGCUCCAUGUCGAUAAAGGAACAGUUUGGCUUUGAUUUUCUCGAACUUGACUGUAUGGCGAAGACGUCCUGCCCCCCAGACACGGCAACCCUAGCCGCAGACAAGUCCAUUUGCUGUGACAAUGAUUUGUGCAACUCGAACGAGCUUGGUGUCGACCCUAGCAUCUACACGACCACCCCGGCUCCUCUUCCCGGACCAGCCUCUGCCAGCUUCGAUGACCCUGUGUUUGUGUACAACAUUAGCCAUCAAGUUGACGAGACCAUGGAUCUGACGUGCCGUGUUCGAGGAGGACCCGCCCCGACGGUCACCUGGACAUACAGCAACGGCUCUGUGACUUUGGACAUUACAACUGGAAUCAGACGCGAUCCUAGCGGAGACAGCAUCCUAUCAAUUAAGACACCACAAAAGUCUGACUCUGGAAGCUACACCUGCAAAGCACAAAAUGCAUUAGGUACAGAAAAUGCCGUUCUUAAAGUGAGUGUUCUUUCUCCACCCGCCAUCAAAGGCUCCUUGAACGAAACGCGAGUUGUUAAACCCAAGACCAACGUAAAGCUGCCGUGUGAAGCAGACGAUGCCACCAACGUGACGUGGGUAAUCCCCCCUGACGUGGUCAGCUACAGCAUCGACCAGAACAACACACUCACUCUCUACAACGUGCACGAAGAGAACGAGGCAGUGUACACCUGUGUUGCCCGAAACGCUGAUGGCACGAGGGAAAAACGCUACACACUCAAGGUCAACGAAACCCACGUGCCCUGCACUUGUCCUACGCCAGUUCCUGUGUCCUGCCCGACCCCAGUGCCCGCCAGCUGCCCCCCACCGCCACCCACCUCCUGCCCGCCGUCCAUCUCCCUCAUCCCAACUUCUUCGUUUGCCAAGUCCUCAUUCUACACGCCAGGGAACACAGCCACCACCCUAGGCCCAGCUACGAGCAAACCUACACCACCAGCCUCCGCUUCCACCCCGUAUCCGUCAGGGGGGACCAUCCAGCCGGUUGUACCCAACACGUCCAACCCCCCGGCAAUUUCUACCGCAGCUUCACAGUCGACAAUCUAUCCAAGUACACAAUUUGUUGCACCCAACACAUUUACGAGCAUUCUUGAUCAUAGGUAUUUCGUUUUGCAGUGUCCAGUCACCCCAGGAUAUCCGGUAACCUGGUCUCGCAGAGAACUUGGUUAUGAUCCACUCUCGCCCUACUACACCUGGGACAAUAGUCAAGGUACUUUCUCUAUCAACACAAUGGGCUCCUUUGACCCGAUGUUUACCGGUGUCUAUGAGUGUACGCAAGGAGGGACUCCACAGGGGCAAUUCAACUUAUAUCUUCCACUGACGGCGACAUGCUUCGACACAUUUGGGAGCUUAACAAACACCAAAGGUGCUGUUGUCAGAGCGACGUGUGGAGACUGUGCAGGUGGCUAUCUUCCGAACCCACCAUCGACGUUAACUACAAGAAGUCUUCUUUGUUUCAGUGCGUCAUCCAAAGGGUUGAUUCCGGUGAGCGGAGGCACUAUAACAUAUACGAUAAAGAACAAUGGAGACGUGGAGAUUUUGAAGUAGAGUCAACGAGUAACUUUAAGCUAACGUCAUAUAUAACCAUGGAACGUGCAUUUAUAAUGAUGAUAUGAUUUUCAAGGAGUUAAUAUCUUUUCCUGUGUCUAAAUGCUAUACUUUCAAUAGAACAAGAAUCAUGUUCAGUAUGUUAAGGCUGCGAUGCUUGAGGUAUGGUAGACAUUUGCCCAAGAAGUCGGGUCGACUAGAUCGGAAUGUGCAAUAUUGGUUAUAAUAACACUGGGAAUUUCGAUAGCUCCUGAUCCCAGAAGGCUCCAAGAGCUGUACAAUACAGAAAUAUCUCUCAGCUUACGAAAGGAAGGACAGGAAAUGCUCGUUGUGAGACCAUUUAUCAACAACAACAACAACAACAACAACAACAACAACAACAACAACAACAACAACAACAACAACA